UGAAAAAAGAUAACAAACAAAGUGCACUUUUAGAGGAAAAAUUAAUCACUAAAAUUUGUAAGUAGGCUCUGGAGCAACAUGAACGUAAUACGGCACACAAUGUCCCUGGUGUCGUUGGGCGUGUUUCAGCUCGGCCGACGGACCAGGAGCCAGCAUUUCCGUGGCUUUCUGCUCGGCACGGGGCUGGGGCUGUCGGCCUUUUCAUCGGUCACGUACGCACAGGCGGAGGCCGAAAACGCAAAGGUCAAGAGAAAGCUGGAUACGUCCAGGUUCAUGGCCGAGCCGAUAACAGAUGCCGCAGUCCUGUUGGGGGACAAGGCCAACAUGCGGCACAGAAUGGAGCUGAUGAUUAUGGAGAUUCAGGCGGAAUUCUGCCGCGCCUUGGAAUCGGAGGAGAUGUGUGGCAAGAAGUUUCAGGUGGACCGUUGGCAGCGAGAGGAGGGUGGCGGCGGCAUUACCUGCGUUAUCCAGGAUGGCGAUGUUUUCGAGAAGGCGGGAGUUAACAUCUCGGUGGUCACAGGCUGGUUGCCACCAGCUGCUGUUCAACAGAUGCGCUCCCGUGGCAAGAACCUGACGGAGGGCGCCAAACUACCCUUCUUUGCCAGCGGUGUGAGCGCUGUGAUCCAUCCACGCAACCCACAUAUCCCAACUAUCCACUUUAACUAUCGCUACUUUGAGGUGGAAACACCAGAUGGCAAAAAGCAAUGGUGGUUCGGGGGCGGCACAGACCUCACACCGUACUACCUGGACAAACAGGACGCUCGCCACUUCCACCAGACUCUGAAGUCUGCCUGUGACGAACACGACACCUCCUACUAUCCCAAGUUUAAGAAGUGGUGCGAUGACUACUUCCGCAUCAAGCACAGGAGCGAGAGCCGUGGCAUUGGCGGCAUAUUCUUUGACGACAUCGAUUCACCCAACCAAGAGGCUGCCUUUAAUUUUGUGACUGGCUGUGCUAAGGCCGUCAUCCCGUCUUACAUGCCCCUUGUACAGAAGCACAAGAACCGGGAGUAUGGCAACAAUGAGCGGCAGUGGCAAUUACUUCGCCGCGGCCGCUAUGUGGAGUUCAACCUCAUCUACGAUCGCGGCACCAAGUUCGGCCUAUACACGCCCGGUGCGCGCUACGAGAGCAUUUUGAUGUCACUGCCCCUCCAUGCCCGCUGGGAGUACAUGCACGAGCCCAAAUCCACAUCCAAGGAGGGUGAGCUAAUGAAGGUUCUGAAGAAUCCAAAAGAUUGGGUCUAACCCAUGACAUGAGUUAAUUUUUAUGUGGGAAAAUGGUGCCUUUCAAAUAGAAAUACAUACACAAACAGACAGAUGCACACAUAAUUACAUAUGGGCAUUUUUAAAAUAAAUAUGAGCCAAAUUUUUACGUUUUA
Drosophila persimilis is the source of this 1379-nucleotide messenger RNA. It is a transcript of the gene Coprox, whose product is annotated as oxygen-dependent coproporphyrinogen-III oxidase. The record is from RefSeq and is a predicted model, not a curated record. The transcript has a single exon. Gene Ontology annotation, molecular function: coproporphyrinogen oxidase activity. Gene Ontology annotation, cellular component: cytoplasm; mitochondrial intermembrane space. NCBI's taxonomy places the organism in Eukaryota, Metazoa, Arthropoda, Insecta, Diptera, Drosophilidae. Bases 79 to 1245 code for a protein of 388 amino acids.